This is a messenger RNA of Ectocarpus sp. CCAP 1310/34, 3063 nucleotides long. The record is from the annotation of a GenBank genome assembly. NCBI's taxonomy places the organism in Eukaryota, Phaeophyceae, Ectocarpales, Ectocarpaceae.
AUGCCGCCCAUGCCCCCUGCACAGGCCGGCAGCGGCGGCGGUGGCGGCAGCGGUGGCCGUGGCGGGGGGGCAAAGGUCAACAACCCCAACUCUAGGACGUCCACGACGACCAUGAGUCAGAUGACGGAGAGCAAGUUCGCCCAGCUGCCGCUCUCCGCGCCGACGCAGCGGGCCAUCGCCGAGGUGCUGGGCUACGUGACGCUGACCAAGGUCCAGAACGACUCCAUCCCUCCGGCUCUUGCGGGACACGAUGUGCUCGCCAAGGCCAAGACCGGAACUGGCAAGACCCUGUCCUUCCUGCUCCCCGCCAUCGAAGGGGUCGCGCGCACCCCUCGCGCUCAGCGUAAGGGCAUCUCGGUGCUGAUCAUCAGCCCCACCCGCGAGCUCGCCCAGCAGAUCGCCGACGAGGCUAACCAAGUGCUGACCUUCCACGACAUGUCUCUCAUCUGCGUGGUGGGCGGAACCAACAUCAAGGCCGACAUCCGGGGCUUCCGCGACAGGCCCGACAUCGUGGUGGCAACCCCCGGGCGCCUGAACGACCACCUCGACAACAACGGGCUCGCCAAGGACAUGGCCGGCCUCUCCCACCUCAUCUUUGACGAGGCUGACCAGCUCCUGGAGAUGGGCUUUCGGCCCGCCAUCGAGGCCAUCCUGCGCUACAUGCCGCACAGCCGCGACCGGCAGACGCUGCUCUUCUCGGCGACAAUGCCCGGCGACGUGCGCAAGAUCGCGCAGCUCGCCCUGAAGGAGAGGUACGAGUUCGUGGACUGCGUCGGGGAGGAGGAGAGCACGCACCAGCACGUGCCGCAGCAGUACACUGUGUGCGGACAGGACCAGCAGGUGGAGGAGCUGUGCCAGCUGCUCCGCGAGAACAUGGCGGCCGACCCUCGCGGGCACAAGAUCAUCGUGUUCUUCACCACGGCCCGCCUCACGCAGUUCUACGCCGAGCUCUGCAACCUCAUGGGCUUCCCGGUGCUAGAGAUCCACUCCAGGAAGAGCCAGGGGCACCGCAACAAGGUCAGCGAGUUGUUCCGCAAUGGCCAAGGGCUCGUCAUGUUCACCAGCGACGUCUCAGCCCGUGGCAUGGACUACCCCGACGUGUCUGCCGUCAUACAGGUCGGGCUGCCGUCCGACAAGGCUCAGUACAUUCACCGCCUAGGGCGUACCGCCCGCGCCGGCAAGGCUGGUCAUGGCGUGCUGCUCUUGUGCGACUUCGAGUCGAUGUUCCUGUCGGAUGUGAGAGACUUGCCCAUGCAGAGACGAGACCCCCUGCCCAAGGCGUCGGUGGCCCAGAUCACCCCCGCCGUGAACGAGGCCUACGACAAGAUGGCCCGCCUUUCGGUCGUCUGCGCCUACCAGGCUUGGCUUGGGUUCUACAACGGACACCUGCGGCGCAUCGGGUGGAGCAAGGCAGACCUCGUCGCGCAGGCCAACUACUGGAUCACCACCAUCUGCCGCCAACAAGAGGUCCCGGGGAUCCAGGCCAAGACGCUCGGGAAGAUGGGGCUCCGCGGGGUGCCUGGAAUCGUCGAAGACCGCAGUCCCCCCAGCGGGGGCGGUCGAAACGGGGGGGGUCGGGGUGGUGGCCGGGGCGGCAGCGGCGGCGGCGGCGGCGGCAGGGGAAGGGGUGGUGGAAGGGGCCGGGGUGGCGGGGUUGGGGGUAGGGGCAGGGGAGGAGGAGGAGGAGGGGGUUACUAUUGAGACAACCUGCGAUGGUUGAUAUGAUAGUCCCAAUAUUUUCGGUUUUGGUGGGCUUGUCCUUUUCCGUCGGUCAGCUGGUUGUUGCUGGUGACGGAAAUGUGCGGGACGCGGAAAUCGCUUGUUAUGGGAAUUUCCACCUUGGUGACGAACAGGUGCUGCGCGUUCAUGUGUUUGGCUAGUAUGAUCCCUCUCGGCUCUACUACGGUGGAGCCCUGUCCAGCCGUGUUUUGGUGUAAGUUGUCGUUCUCGGAAACCAUUGCUUGUGCUCGGGGGUGAAGCCAGGUUUCGUGUGGCCUAUCGAGCACCCCAGAUGGGCGCAAAGGCAGAGAGAGGUUGUGGCUGCACUCUUUUGUUUAGAUUAUUUAUUUUUCUAAGUCGUUGUCGUUUUGUCUGCCGCCGUUCGUUGACAAGAGGCGGCUUUCGUGCAGCCUUGUUGCAUGCAUCGGUUGGCUGGUGUGAUGGGUGUGUACUUUUUAGUUGUCGUUGUUGUUGUCGUUGUCGUGGUGGUUGUUGUUGCUGUCGUCUUCGCGACGUCGACGUCUUGCCCUUUUCGGCUUGCAACGUAGGACUGACUCUGUCGGUGGAAGUUCCCGUGAGUAUUCCCCGACACAGCCCAACAGCCUCGGAAGGGGGGCAUGGACGUAUGCACACUGACUCGUUAGUGUUAUUCCCGUGGGUAUUGUCCGACACAGCUCAAUGGUCGCGUAUGGAGGGGAUGGACGUAUGCGUGCGUUUCGUCCACUUCUGUGCGGAGCGGAGCGGAGCGGAGCGCAGGGGUGUAUCACUUGCAAGGAGGGUACUUACCGAUCCCGCCGCUACUGCUGCUGCGGUCGUUGGGUAUGCAUAUAUGGUUCGGAGUCGGGUGGUUAACUCGUUUGGGAUAGGCGGAGAGUCGGAGGGUCAACCCGUCCUUGUUCUUCCCUCUCCGUUUGCUAUUCUGUCCCGUUUAGGCCAGACUCCGUGUUGCGUUUAGCCGAGGGAAUGUACAUCGAAAUUUUGAGGUGGAUCGUAUGCAUUGAGAUUUUGCUGUUGUUGCGGGUGCUAUAUAUUCACUAGUGUCGCUGUAUGAAAGAGCAUUUGGCUAUUGGACCUGCAGGCGAACAAGGUUGACGUUUGAUUCCCCGUCUCCUGGGACGUUCCAUACGGUGAUUGUCCUUUUCUCUUCUCGGACACGGGGGUGGGAGAGAGAGAGCUGGCACCAUCGGCAAUGAUUGCAUAAAGGAUUUAUGUGGUGACUAAAUAUCGAGUUAAUGAUGUACAGUUUUGACCUUACUUGGACGGUCGGAGCACACGGAAAGCGCUGCACAGAACAUGUUAGGACGUGAUAGAUUUGUUGAAACAUAGUUGAGUUGGCUUGUGACC